Poecilia latipinna (sailfin molly) is the source of this 606-nucleotide messenger RNA. RefSeq names its product ras-specific guanine nucleotide-releasing factor 2-like. NCBI's taxonomy places the organism in Eukaryota, Metazoa, Chordata, Actinopteri, Cyprinodontiformes, Poeciliidae. The coding region runs from base 46 to 558 and encodes 170 amino acids. The transcript is spliced from 5 exons. The record is from RefSeq and is a predicted model, not a curated record.
GUGAGCGACACAGAGAACAUCAGGAAGAAUCUGGCCAUUGAAAGGAUGAUCGUUGAAGGCUGCGACAUUUUGUUAGACACCAGCCAGACCUUCGUCAGACAAGGUUCUCUCAUCCAGCUGCCGUCCAGCAGCGAACGGGGCAUGCUCAGUAAGGUGCGUCUGGGUUCGCUCUCACUGAGGAAGGAAGGAGAGAGGCAGUGUUUCCUGUUCACCAAGCACUUCCUCAUCUGUACACGGACCUCUGGAGGGAAGCUGCACCUGCUGAAGCAGGGAGGAACUCUGUCUCUGAUUGAGUGCACUCUGAUUGAGGAACUAGAUGCCAGUGAUGAAGACUACAACGCUGCAGGUCAAGGCUUCAGUCACCUGGAGUUUAAAAUUGUGGUGGAGCCCCCUGAUGGUCAGAGCUUCUGCGUUGUUCUCCUGGCUCCUUCCCGCCAGGAGAAGGCUGCCUGGACCAGCGACAUCAGCCAGUGCAUCGAUAACAUCCGCUGUAACGGCCUGAUGACCAGCGUCUUUGAGGAGAACUCUAAAGUUUCUGUGCCCCACAUGAUCAAGUGAGGAAAUGAUCUCAUUCUGGCUGUGCUAAAGUCUUACAUUUGACAGAUU